Solea solea (common sole) is the source of this 3508-nucleotide messenger RNA. RefSeq names its product BAR/IMD domain containing adaptor protein 2 like 1a (gene baiap2l1a). Gene Ontology annotation, cellular component: cytosol; nucleoplasm. The transcript has 14 exons. The coding region runs from base 247 to 1662 and encodes 471 amino acids. Gene Ontology annotation, biological process: plasma membrane organization; actin filament bundle assembly; positive regulation of actin filament polymerization. NCBI's taxonomy places the organism in Eukaryota, Metazoa, Chordata, Actinopteri, Pleuronectiformes, Soleidae. The record is from RefSeq and is a predicted model, not a curated record. Gene Ontology annotation, molecular function: protein binding.
GCUGAACACACGCGGAGCUCCGAGCAGAGUCAGUUUGUCCUCCUCCUGCUGCUGCUGAUCACACAUGCAGACAAGGAGCAGGUCCGCCUGUGGGAUUAAUGAUCCGCACUGAGUGAACAUCUGGAUUACACACAAAUACAUCUUUGUUUUUGUUCUUCUGGUUGAUUUUUAUUAUUAUUGUUAUUAUAGUUAUUGUGAUUUUUCUUCCUGCCACUUUCUGAGCUGUUAAAGAAACCACCUGCCAUCAUGUCUCGGGCUCCAGAUGGUGUGAGUAAACUCACUGAAAGUACAUACAAGAAUGUGAUGGAUCAGUUCAACCCCGGCCUGAGGAACCUGGUCAACCUCGGGAAGAACUACGAGAAAUCAGUCACAGCGAUGACGCUCGCGGGAAAGAUCUACUUUGAUGCCGUGUCAAAGGUCGGGGAGAAUGCCAUGGUGUCUCCGGUCUCCCGAGAGCUUGGUUUGGUUCUGAAGGACAUCGCAGAAACACACAGGAAGGUCCACAAUGAACUUGAAGAGAACUUCAAGAGGUUUCACAGAGAGAUCAUCAUCGAGCUGGAGAAGAAGACCGAGAUGGAUGUCAAGUAUAUGAACGCCACCUUUAAGCGCUAUCAGUCGGAGCACAAGCUGAAGCAGGAUUCUCUGGACCGCUCACAGACGGAGCUGAAGAAGCUGAGGAGGAAAAGCCAGGGGAAGCACUCGUCCAAGUACGAGAUCAAAGAAAACGAGUACAUGGAGACCAUCUCCUCGCGGCAGAUGGACAUGCAGAAGUUCAUCGCCGACGGCUGCAGGGAGGCUCUGCUGGAAGAAAAGAGACGCUUCUGUUUCCUCGCGGACAAACACUGCAUGUUCUCCUUCCAAAUCAGCAGCUUCUACGAGAAAGCCAAAGAGAUGCUGGCCGUGAAGCUCCUGAGCUGGCAGGAGAAGUGCAGCGACAUCACCAAGGUGCCGGACACGGUGGAGAACAUGAUCGAGGAGCUCUCCACCACUCCAGAGCAAUCACCGCUGCUGGAACGUUGCAACAGGAACAACAUGCCUCCUCCAGCUCCACCGCUCAAGGCUCAGAUCAGUCCGCUUGCAAACAUGUUUGACCCCGAGCCCAGAUCUCCACUCACUUCUUUUUCAGACCACAACUCAGAUCAGGGCAGCCUCGGUGAGGACAGUCUGUCCCGGUCCACGUCGCUGUCGUCCGGUCUCAAUGCGGGCAGGAAACAGCGGGUCAGGACCAUCUUCCCACACACGGCGGGCAACAACGACACGCUCCUCAGCUUCGACGACGGCGAAGUCAUCUCCCUGUUCAUUCACGAGGAGAAGGACGGCUGGUUGUACGGAGAGCUGGAGAGGACCAAACAGCGGGGCUGGUUUCCCUCAUCAUACUGCAGACCUUACAGUGAGCCGGUGAUAUCAAACAGCAUGCGCAGCCUGAGCGUGGCCAACCUGCCGGAACAGUACGAGGAGGCGGAGCCAGUCUUGAUCCCACCCCCAGACUAUAGCGACAACGUCCCGUCCAGACGGACGCUCCCGUCGAUACCAUCACCGCAGAACAAGGUUUCCUUAGUCAAUGGCACAGCAAAGGCUCCUUUUCUUGGAGGAGGGAAUCCGUUCGCCACCGUCAAGCUGAAACCAACCGUCACGAAUGACAGAUCGGCGCCGUGCAUCUAACGCACUGUAGGAGCAGUUUCACCGCCGUCAUGCCUUCAAGGGAAUCAUGUAACAUGGCACCCAUGUGACACAACAUACAUCAACCCACACACCCCCAGUCCUGUCUGUUUUAUCAAAGGGAUCCAUUGUUUGUUGGCAUACGUGUGCUUUACUGUGCCCAGUGUUUAUCUUUGACUUAAGCCGCAGCUGUGAUACUUUGCAUAAUUAGCACAUGGAUAUUCUCUAGUGUGAAGACAGUGUCUCAUAAGCACCAAACAUUUCCACCCAAAAUCACACGGAAGGCGCAGUCUGUAAGAAUUAGUGGCAUCUAAUGGUGAUACUGCAGAUUGACAACAAACGGAGGACUCAAUUCCAAGGAACUACGGUGGCCUUCGCUGAUCAGAAAGGAUGUGAGACGCUCUUUUACAGCUCUUUCUGCUGUCAUCUCCUCUUUCCUCAUUGGUUUAUGCAUCAGUUUUAUGUGGUUUACCUUUGUUUGUGUAAUACGUGUCAGAAUGGUUUAAAUUGAAUGCCUAAACAAGUACAGUACAUUCUAAACUUACGUUAGAAUGUUCCCUUAAAGUUAACUUGAUUUAUUUAGGUGUUACUUAGGAGUCAUUUGCUUUUUUUGAGUGAAGAAAGAAGGGCAGCACAUGAUGGCGGCCAACGCAAAGCAAGGUUAAUGCUUAAAGUACAUAUGAAAGGCGAUUUUUCACAUAUUUAUGGGUAGUAUAUUCAAACUCUCCCAAAAAGUGCACACUAGGUCUUUAAAUUCUCAUGAAAAUGACAGCUAAAUUCAAUUUAAUCCAUUCAAAAACAGUGACAAAAUGUCGGGUGAUGAUAAACAAUAGAACUGACAAAUCAAAGUAAGAAAAGGUAAAGGAAAACGAACGUUGGGGACUCCAAUUGACAUGGAACACCCAUCACAAAAUCAAACAUCAUAUCUAAUGUCCUAAACAACCACUUUAAUGUGUCUGGGAAUUUGAAAUCAUGCAUUUUUAAGACAUUUGCGGUGAAAUGUAAGGCUGAGAUGAACCUGCGUCGUCAUUUCUGGGAGUGAACUCCUUCCUUUAAAGGCCGUGUCUGUGAGGAGAAAAGUGCUCAUUAUCUCGCUUGUGCUGCAAAGAAAGCGCUCCAGGUGUGAGCGACAGUAGCAGGAUGAGGACGCGAAAGACCAGCACUCCAGGCUGUCUUCAUGAAACAAACAUAUAUAUACAUCAUUAUUAUUGUUGUUAUUUUUCUUAUAAUUAUUGUUGUUUUGUCUUUCUUUUUUUAAAGACGCACAGAGAUUGUAAGAAUGAAGGGUGAGCGACGUGCUGGGAAAUGGUUGUUGAGGCUGAAAACAGCACGUCGGUUUAAAACCAGGAGGCUAUUUAUAAACAGUGAGUUUGUAUGAGAUAUUUAAAAAUUAAAAAAAUGUGUAUUCAGAAGUCCAGUGAGCGUUUUGAAGGGCCAGGAUUUUUGAUUGGACUGCUGCUGCUGGUAUGUGUGUAUGUCAUGUGGCUAAAGUGACCUUUUUAAUGAAGGGAUUAUUCUUCACAACUCCACUGUUUUCAUGUGUAUGAACAAAUGUAAAUGGCCGACGUUCACAUUUCCUGUGAACACAGUGGGUGUGUGUUGAGUAGUUUAUGAGGAAAGGGACAUUUUUUUACCAUGUUUAUUGAUUUAGGAUGUAAAUGUGUGUGCGAUUUAAAAACAGUUUAUUGACUCACGUGAUGCACAUCACACAGACAGUAAAUACAACAUGCUUUCUUCAGAAUAUCUUUUUUUUCUACUGUGUUCGACGACAUGAAGUCUUCUUAUUUUCAUCAAUAAAACAUGUUUAACAAAAUUCUGUCAUGCAUAAUAAAAGUUCAUUUGCAUCAGA